Messenger RNA from Cajanus cajan (pigeon pea), 798 nucleotides. The record is from RefSeq and is a predicted model, not a curated record. NCBI's taxonomy places the organism in Eukaryota, Viridiplantae, Streptophyta, Magnoliopsida, Fabales, Fabaceae.
AUGGCGUACUCAAUCACUGACAUCUCACCCUACUGUAAUCUCAUAAACUCUGCCUCCCGAGCAUGCCUAACACUUUCUGGGAAGACCAUUGAAGCUACUGUAAUACGAUAUUGUAAGCUUAGUAUUGGAAAGAAGUGGGCUGCCUUCAGGCAAAGUUUAUGGAAUGAGUUCAAUGAUCCUACCAAGACUAGAGAUGAAAUUAUAAGUAAUGUGCCAGUAGGUAUAGAUAAGGAUCAAUGGGCUCAUUUUGUUAAUUAUCGAAUGAAACCAUCAACAUUGGAGCUUUGUAGAAGGAAUAAAGAAAUUCGAGGCAAGCAAAAAAUUCCACAUACAGGUGGUUCUAAGUCCAAUGAAAGAAGAAGGCAUGAGAUGUUUUUGGAAACUGGUCAAAAUCCUAGUCGUGGAAAACUGUUUAUUGAAACUCAUAAGAGAAAGGAUGGAUCUUAUGUAAAUGAUGCAGCAAAGACAAUAGGGGAACAAAUUGAAGUUGGUAUGACCCAAAGCACUACAGAUGAAUCUGAAAUUUCUCCUAAUGAUGUUGUUGGUAGAGUGUUUGGGCCAGAACACUCUGGGAGAGUGAGAUGCAUGGGUAUGGGGGCAGCUCCUACUAAUACAUUUCGUAAUACUAGACUUCGAAUUAGUGAUUUGAGCCUCUCUUCAUCCAAUGUUGCUUCAUCAUCAUCAUGUUCUAACCAGUGCAAACAAAAGUUCAAUCUUUUGGAAUCCCAACUACAAGGAACAUUGAAUGCCCUUAAGGCCUAUAUGAUAAUGAAGGAAGGAAAAAUUCCUGAUGAAUUG